AUGACCAAGAAACUUAACCCUCUUGAGAAGAAGAAUCGAAAGCCAGCACAAAGAGCCUGCACGUUUUGUCACUCCAAGCAUCUUCAAUGUUCAAAUGAACGACCAUGUCAGAACUGUUUGAAGAGAAAUAUCGGGGAUCAGUGCCAGGACGUGACAAGAAAGAGGGCCAAGUACUUGAAGAUAAAAAAAGAGAUUAAGCCAAAUAUUGAGCUUGGAUCCAAAGAAAAUGUAUCCGAGCUAGAAUCGCUGGUCAAAAGCUCAGCACAUUCAGGUAAUGGAAACAGCAACACUCAGGUAACUAACAUUAAAAGCAAUAGAAAUGAUCAUUUUCUUACACCACAAGUCCCCAUGAUGAAGACGACAGAUCAAGUAUUGAAUAAGAUCUUGUAUUUAGAUCCCACGUCUCAAAACAAUGAUAGUCACAUCAAUAUGAGCGACGAACUUGGCGAUAUGUUUAAUUCUAAUUAUUUAAGUCAGGAAUAUUUGAAGUUAGGUGACAUAAUUCUACAUUCAAAACCUUCAUCACCAUCUCCGUCUAAUACAAGUAACUCUGACAAUGUGGGGGUCACAGUGUCUCCAUCUUCUACAUUCUUCAGCACUAAUAUGAAGACGCAAGACUCCUCGAAGAGCAAAGCUAUGAAAGAUUCAAGACCUUUUAUAUCCCUUGGAUUCAAUGAACAUUCAAACGGAGUUGCGGGGAAAAAUCCAAUUAUAGACAAAGCAAUGGAUAUCAAUAGCACUGAGUAUAUUUCACCUUUAAUCAGUCAUCAUUUAUAUCAAUCCGUUCAAGAUAUUUAUUCGAAUAAUAUUAUAAACUUCGAUUACCCCCAAUCAUAUCAUCUGCUAACCACUUUUUUGAAAAAAAGAUUCCUGGGAAAACACUUAUCUGAUGAAGAUAGACAGAGUAAGCGAAGAAACUUUUUAGUUAUACUUAAGCUAAUUGCAAGCUACCGACCUACAUUCAUUUCUGCUCAUAAGUCGUUAUUAAAACCUUUUGAUUUACAGUUCCUUGAAAUGUCCUUCCAAAGGUCAUUACUUGACUACGAAAGAUUACUGCAACUCAAUUCUUCACCCACUAUUAUUUGGAGAAGGACAGGCGAAAUUGUUUCGAUAUCCGAUGACCUACUAAGCUUACUUGGCUUUAGCCUUAGUAGUAUACUAUCGAAAAGAACUUACAUUAUAGAGCUAAUGUAUGAUGACGAAUCCAUUGUCAGAUAUUUUGAGCUAUUCAAGUCAGUUGCGGUUGGUAACCUUCAUCUGCGAAUAAUUACUAGAUGUAAACUUAUGAAAAAUUCAGAAAGGGCUAUGAUGACGUGCUCGCCUAUCAGCGAUGAUGAUCAAAAUGACUUUAUUGAAUUCUCAUCAGUAUGGACUGUAAAAAGGGAUUUGUUUGAUCUACCGAUGCUAAUAAUUGGUCAGUUUUUACCCAUUCUUCCUGCUGGAGAAGGAGUGAGAAUGUAUUAG
Molecule: messenger RNA, 1464 nt
Organism: Priceomyces carsonii
Lineage: Eukaryota; Fungi; Ascomycota; Pichiomycetes; Serinales; Debaryomycetaceae
Gene: ZCF23
Product: Zcf23p
Exons: 1
Coding region: 1-1464 (487 amino acids)
Biological process (GO): regulation of DNA-templated transcription; cellular response to starvation
Cellular component (GO): nucleus
Molecular function (GO): DNA-binding transcription factor activity, RNA polymerase II-specific; zinc ion binding; RNA polymerase II transcription regulatory region sequence-specific DNA binding
Source: RefSeq, a predicted model, not a curated record